AUGUUGCAAUUCGAGGUUGGCGACAAGGUAUUCCUUAAGGUUUCACCUACGAGAGGUGUCCAGCGUUUUGGGGUUCGAGAAAAGUUGAGUCCAAAGUUCAUUAGACCUUUUGAGAUCCUAAGAAGAGUCGGAGAAGUUGCUUAUGAGUUGGCUUUACCUCCGAGUUUGGCAAAAGUUCAUAAUGUGUUUCAUGUUUCACAGUUGAGGAAAUACGUUCAUGUUCCAUCACAUAUGCUAGCCUAUGAACCACUUCUAAUCAAUGAGUCCUUAGCCUAUGAAGAGAGACCUAUCAGGAUUUUGGACACUCGAGUAAAGGAAUUGAGGAACUCUAGGAUCCUGUUAGUCAAGGUUCUGUGGUCAAACCACGGAGUCAAGGAAGCUACUUGGGAGAAAGAGGCAGACAUAAGAGAGCAAUACCCUAGCAUUUUCGGUAAGUUCUAG
This is a messenger RNA of Amaranthus tricolor (Joseph's coat), 441 nucleotides long. RefSeq lists its product as uncharacterized. The transcript has a single exon. NCBI's taxonomy places the organism in Eukaryota, Viridiplantae, Streptophyta, Magnoliopsida, Caryophyllales, Amaranthaceae. Bases 1 to 441 code for a protein of 146 amino acids. The record is from RefSeq and is a predicted model, not a curated record.